Salvia hispanica is the source of this 2797-nucleotide messenger RNA. It is a transcript of the gene TTA1, whose product is annotated as class I heat shock protein, putative (DUF1423). NCBI's taxonomy places the organism in Eukaryota, Viridiplantae, Streptophyta, Magnoliopsida, Lamiales, Lamiaceae. The record is from RefSeq and is a predicted model, not a curated record. Gene Ontology annotation, cellular component: nucleus. Gene Ontology annotation, biological process: maintenance of root meristem identity; maintenance of shoot apical meristem identity; root meristem specification.
GCAACUUGCCAAAUAUAUACAGCGAGGAAGAGAGAGAGCGGUAGAGUCAAUGCUCUAAAAUUUCAACCAAGCCCUAAGAUUCUUUUGAAUUUUACGGAAAUUUGCUCUGUCUCUGUAAGUUUUCAGCUCUUUCUCUCUUCCAAUCAUUUUGCUUUUUUUGUUUCUGGUGUUUGAGUUGGAAAUGGAGAGAGAGCGAGAUCAUUCUGAUGAGCUGUCAGGGGAGAAAAAUAGGGAUGGCCCGCAUGAAAAAGCUCAGUUUUUUGAUAAGGGUAUUGAUUUUCUUGGAGAAAAAUCGGCAGAUAAAAUCAAUUCGAUCGGUGGUUUUGAUGAAAAGGCUAAACGGGCUGGGAAUUUAGGGAGUCAGGAGCUUACUCUUAGCUAUCUCUGCGAGAAUUCGAAACCGUUAUUUGAAAAAGAUGCUUCGUUGCUGAAUUCUUUUGAUAAAUUUAGCGGUAGGUAUAAGGGGAAAGAGAUAGCGGUAGCUGAGGAUCAAAAUGAAGGGGAAAAUAAUGUUUGGGUGGAAAGGGAUUUUCUUAGGUUGAACGAGAGCAGAGGGAAUUCAUCUAAGAGGGAGGCUGAGAAUGCUGAUAAUGAUGCUGAGAAUAGGGAGAAGAAGCCAAAGGUUGAGUCUUUGAACCUAUCUUUGGCUCUUCCUGAUGUUUCCCUGUCCUUGGCCGGGUCGAAUCGUGUUCAGAAUGGGGGGGAUCUUCCCUCUAGAUUGCGGCCUAGUAGGAGUGUUCAGUCAUUGGGGCCGUCGUAUAACAAUAAUACGCAGACGACUUACUCAAAUGACUUUACAGCAGCCUCGCUUUCCUACUCGUAUUCUCAUCCCCAUUCGCAUAAUCCUAGCUGCUCGCUCACUAGGAACUCGACUGAGAAUUAUGAAUACUCGGGUGGAAGUCAUAGGAGGGACUGUGAUCAGAUCUGGAAUUGUGGGGAGGGAACUAAUGGUUCUGUCCACAGCCGUUUUAGGCCGAUUGGAGAUGGCACUGUUGCAUUUUCCAAUCAUGUGGGUGGUGGAGGAGGGGUUGGGAUGGGUAAUCGCAAUGGAUUGAAUAAGGAUUCUAGUAACAAUAGUCUUUAUAGGACAGCUAGCUCUGAAAAUCUUUCAUUCUUCCCGUCUGAGCUGCCUGCUAGACCAGUGACAGAUGGUCAGUUGGGUGAUUCAAGGAGAAGAAACUUGGAGAACUUGAGAGAUUCAGAAGAUAUAGAUGUGGUGAAAGGGCGUAAGCUUUCACGACCUGAGAGAAUACUUAGGGAGAUUGUUUCGGAGUCUGUUCCUGUCAUGGCACAAGUAAUGCAGGAGCUCACCGAUGAAACAGUUGAAUCUGUUAAAGAGUACUUGAAGAAUGUCAUCGACAGCCCUGAGAGGAAAGAUGAAUUGGUGGCUUUCCAGAAGAGACUUGAGAGAAGAUCCGACCUUAGCACCAAUGAGACUCUCUCAAAGUGCCAAAAGAGCCAACUUGAAGUUUUGGUCGCGAUUAAAAUGGGACUAGGAAGCUUUUUACAUAGCAAGAACCGACUCCCAGUAUCUGAAUUAGUUGAUAUUUUCUUGCUUGAAAGGUGCCGGAACAUAAACUGCAGGCGGUCAUUACCUGUUGAGGAUUGUGACUGCAAGAUUUGCUCAACAAAAAAGGGAUUUUGCAGUGAAUGCAUGUGUCCUGUGUGUUUGAAUUUUGAUUGUGCCAGCAACACAUGCAGUUGGGUUGGUUGUGAUGCUUGUUCACACUGGUGUCAUGCGGCUUGUGGCCUUCAAAGAAACCUCAUAAAGCCCGGCCCCUGCUUGAAAGGGUCUUCGGGGGCAACCGAGAUGCAAUUUCACUGCCUUGGCUGCGGCCAUGCUUCUGAGAUGUUUGGGUUCGUUAAGGAUGUCUUCAUGUCUUGUGCCAAGGAUUGGGGUCUAGAAACCCUGAUCAAAGAGCUCGACUGUGUUAGGAAGGUCUUUGGAGGAAGCGAAGAUCGCAAAGGAAAGGAGUUGCAUAUCAAGGCUGAUGAGAUGAUCAGCAAACUUCGGAGCAAUAUCAUUACUCCUCCAGAAGUCUGCAGUUCUAUCUUCCAAUUUUUUAACUCUGCAGAUUCUCUCUUGGAGAUGGGUGCUUCAAACAUGCCUUCAAAAGAUUUGACCGAUCAACCGAGCUUUGCAAAAGAUGCUUCGACUCUCCCACCCUCCAACGCUCUUGCUCCCUCACCAUCUUUCUACAACAUGAACUCCUCGCGCGGGCGGCAGGAGUCAUCGCCCUUUGAUCCUUACCACAACGACGUAAAAGCUCCUCCCAUGAGUGACAAGAUUGUUGAGGAUGAAUGGUCGGUCAAGCCCAUAAAGAAGGACGGUUUUGACAGCUUGGCGAGCCUCGUGCGCAUCAAGGAAGCCGAAGCCAGAAUGUUCCAGAGCCGCGCUGAUGAGGCACGCACAGAGAUCGAGAAUUUCAGGCGGAUGGUGAGGCUGAAGACCGAGAAGCUGGAAGAGGAGUAUGCCGAGAAGCUAGCAAAGCUGUGUCUGCAGGAGACGGAGGAGAGGCGGAGGAAGAAGCUCGAGGAGCUCAAGAUGUUGGAGAAUUCGCACUGCGAUUACUACAAGAUGAAGAUCAGAAUGCAGUCGGAGAUCUCUGGAUUGCUCAAGAGAAUGGAAGCAACGAAGCAACAGUUAGUUUAAUUAUUGUUUCCUAUAUUAGGCUCAGAUGCUCUGUUUUGUUUUGGAAGAAACCAAGAUUUUUGAAUACUCUGUUUCAACUUAUGUUUUGCUUGUAUGAUUUCGAACACCAAAUUGUUUAAUGAUCAAGCAAUUGUGACAGAGAAA